GAAAGACAUCUCAAGACUACACAUCACGCGUAACAGAAUCGAAAUACGAUAACUACAUCAAAUCAGCAAAUAUGUUCCAGAAUACCCUCGCUCUCUUCCUGCAAUUCUUCUUCUUUGCUUUGGCUUUUGCUCAACCGAUUGAGACUGCUGGACAUGGCAAUGCGUGGAAAUACGGUUCUGGCGGUGGAGUGAUUGGGUUUAUUGUAUUAAUUCUCGAUAUUAUUGUCUUCAUCGAGGUCCUCAAAUCCAACCGUCCUCCUUCCCACAAACUCCUUUGGUGUUUAGUCGUCUUCCUCUUCCCUAUCCUCGGUUUGGUCAUCUAUUGGCUGUUCUCCAACAGAGAAGCACACAACUCUGGCAGCGGCUCGUACGAAGCUAUUCCAUAAAGAGACGACGUUGUGUAAUACCGCGGUGAUGCUAUCGGGUGAUGGUACAACAAACACAGAUAAGACGAGAAUGAUGGAGUUCUGGUGAUGAUGAUCAUAGCAUGGAUGGAUGGAUUGUUUUCUGCGGCGUAUACGACUAAGCGGAUUUGGGUUUUAGGAAUUGAAAUAUAUGAUUUUGAGGGUAUUGUGAAUGGAGUACGGGAAUAUGCUAGCAUACUAUAAUGAAUGAACUUCAGAAUAAUCGAAAGUGUAGUAGUUCGGAUCGAUUACUCA
This is a messenger RNA of Botrytis cinerea B05.10, 659 nucleotides long. RefSeq lists its product as hypothetical. The record is from RefSeq and is a predicted model, not a curated record. Lineage: Eukaryota; Fungi; Ascomycota; Leotiomycetes; Helotiales; Sclerotiniaceae. Bases 72 to 386 code for a protein of 104 amino acids. The transcript has 2 exons.